AUGUCCCCAGCGCUGGGACUGCUGCUGGGGCUGAGCCUGGCGAGUGCCCUUCGGCCCGGCCUCGAGCCCCCCCAGUAUGACCCCACCGAGAAAGGGGCCGCCCUCUUCGCCAGCGCCUACAACAGCACGGCCGAGCUCGUCCUCUUCGACAGCGUCUCAGCCAGCUGGGAUUACUACACCAACCUGACAGCCGAAAACGCUGCUCUGCAGGUCGAGGCAUCGCUGGAGGAGCAAAACUUCACGGAGCUGUGGGGGAAGAAAGCCAAGGAGCUCUAUGGCAGCAUCUGGAGUAACUUCAGUGAUCUGCAGCUGAGGAAAAUCAUUGGCUCCAUCCAGACCCUGGGACCCUCCAACCUGCCCCUGGAGAAGAGAGAACAGUACAACACCAUCCUGAGCAACAUGGACAAAAUCUACUCCACGGCCAAGGUGUGCCUGGCCAAUGGUACCUGCUGGGAGCUGGAGCCAGACCUCUCGGACAUCAUGGCCACCUCCCGCAGCUACAAGAAGCUGCUCUAUGCUUGGGAGGGGUGGCACAAUGCUGCAGGCAACCCACUGCGUGCCAAGUACGAGGAGUUCGUGAAGCUGAGCAACGAGGCCUAUCAGAUGGAUGGAUUUGAGGACACAGGCAGCUACUGGCGCUCCUGGUAUGACUCAGCCUCCUUCGAGGAUGACCUGGAGCAUCUCUACAACCAGCUGGACCAUGCCUUCGUCCGGAGGAAGCUGUACGACCGCUAUGGCCCCAAAUACAUCAACCUGAAGGGUCCCAUCCCUGCUCACCUCCUGGGCAACAUGUGGGCUCAGCAGUGGAACAACAUCUAUGACCUUAUGGUCCCCUACCCCGAGAAGCCCAACCUUGAUGUCACGAGCACCAUGGUGCAGCAGGGCUGGAAUGCCACCCACAUGUUCCGGGUCUCAGAGGAGUUCUUCACCUCCCUGGGGUUGCUGGAGAUGCCCCCUGAAUUUUGGGAGAAGUCCAUGCUGGAGAAGCCAACAGACGGGCGGGAGGUGGUGUGUCAUGCCUCGGCCUGGGACUUCUACAACCGCAAGGACUUCAGGAUCAAGCAGUGCACGACGGUAACCAUGGAGCAGCUGUUCACGGUGCACCAUGAGAUGGGUCACGUUCAGUACUACCUGCAGUACAAGGACCAGCCUGUCUCCUUCCGCAGAGGGGCCAACCCUGGCUUCCAUGAGGCCAUUGGCGAUGUCUUGUCCCUGUCUGUCUCCACCCCCAGCCACCUCAAGAAAAUCGGUCUCCUCAACAGUGCCACCGAGGAUGCAGAGAGCAACAUCAAUUAUCUGCUGAAGAUGGCCUUGGAGAAGAUUGCCUUCCUGCCCUUUGGCUACCUCAUUGACCAGUGGCGCUGGAAUGUGUUCAAUGGCCGCACGCCCCCAAACCGUUACAACUACGACUGGUGGUAUCUGAGAACCAAAUACCAGGGUAUCUGUGCUCCGGUUUCGAGGAAUGAAAGCAAUUUUGACCCUGGAGCAAAGUACCACAUCCCUGGGAACACCCCUUACAUCAGGUACUUUGUGAGCUUCAUCCUUCAGUUCCAGUUUCACAAGGCACUGUGCCAGGCGGCCAACCACAGUGGUCCCCUGCAUACCUGUGACAUCUACAUGUCCAAAGAAGCUGGAGCCAAACUCAGGGAAGUGUUGAAAGCUGGGUCUUCCAAGUCAUGGCAGGAAAUCCUGUUCAGCCUCACUGGCACGGAUAAGAUGGAUGCUGGGGCCCUCCUGGAGUACUUCAGCCCUGUCACCAAGUGGCUUCAGGAGCAGAACAACAAGACCAAUGAGGUGCUGGGCUGGCCUGAGUUUGACUGGCGCCCCCCUAUCCCUGAAGGCUACCCUGAAGGCAUUGACAAAAUAGCAGAUGAAGCACAAGCUAAAGAGUUCUUGUCCGAGUACAACAGCACGGCUGAGGCAGUGUGGAACGCCUACACUGAGGCAUCCUGGGCCUACAACACCAACAUCACUGACCACAACAAGGAGAUCAUGCUGGAGAAGAACUUGGCCAUGUCCAAGCACACCCUUGAGUAUGGCAUGAGGGCCAGGCAGUUCGACCCCUCCGACUUCCAGGACCAAAGUGUCACGCGCAUCCUCAAGAAGCUGAGUGUCAUUGAGAGGGCAGCCCUGCCUGAGAAUGAGCUGAAGGAGUACAACACCCUCCUCUCAGAUAUGGAAACCACAUACAGCGUAGCCAAGGUCUGCAGAGAGAACAAUACCUGUCACCCCUUGGAUCCUGACCUCACAGACAUCAUGGCCACUUCACGGGACUAUGAUGAGCUCCUCUUUGCCUGGAAGGGCUGGCGGGAUGCUUCUGGGAAGAAGAUCAAGAACAACUACAAGCGAUACGUGGAACUGAGCAACAAGGCAGCCAUGCUCAAUGGCUACACGGACAACGGGGCCUACUGGAGAUCCUUGUAUGAGACACCCACCUUCGAGGAAGAUCUGGAGAGGUUGUACCUGCAGCUACAGCCCCUGUACCUCAACCUGCAUGCCUACGUACGCCGAGCCCUAUACAAAAAGUAUGGUGCAGAGCGCAUAAACCUGAAGGGUCCCAUUCCCGCUCAGCUGCUAGGCAACAUGUGGGCCCAGUCAUGGUCCAACAUUUUCGACCUGGUGAUACCUUUCCCGGAUGCCACCAAGGUGGAUGCCACCCCAGCCAUGAAACAACAGGGCUGGACACCCAAGAAGAUGUUUGAAGAGUCAGACCGUUUCUUUACCUCUCUGGGCCUCAUCCCCAUGCCGCAAGAGUUCUGGGACAAGUCCAUGAUCGAGAAGCCGGCAGAUGGGCGGGAGGUGGUGUGUCACGCCUCAGCCUGGGACUUCUACAACCGCAAGGACUUCAGGAUCAAGCAAUGCACCGUGGUGAACAUGGACGACCUAAUCACGGUGCACCAUGAGAUGGGCCACGUCCAGUACUUCCUGCAGUACAUGGACCAGCCCAUCUCAUUCCGCGAUGGGGCCAAUCCUGGCUUCCACGAGGCUGUCGGCGACGUCAUGGCCUUGUCCGUCUCCACCCCCAAACACCUUCACAGCAUCAAUCUGCUGGACCAAGUCACAGACAACAAAGAAAGUGAUAUUAACUACCUGAUGAGCAUCGCCCUGGACAAAAUCGCCUUCCUGCCCUUCGGGUACCUCAUGGACCAGUGGCGCUGGAAGGUGUUUGAUGGGCGGAUCAAGGAGGAUGAGUACAACCAGCAGUGGUGGAAUCUCAGGAUGAAGUACCAGGGCUUGUGCCCACCAGCACCAAGGUCUGAAGAUGACUUUGACCCUGGGGCAAAGUUUCACAUCCCUGCCAAUGUCCCCUACAUUAGGUACUUUGUCAGCUUUGUGAUCCAGUUCCAGUUCCACCAGGCACUCUGUGCAGCAGCUGGGCACACGGGUCCCCUGCACACGUGUGACAUCUACCAGUCCAAGGAAGCUGGGAAGAUUUUGGGGGAGGCCCUGAAGCUGGGUUUCAGCAAGCCGUGGCCCGAAGCCAUGGCGCUCAUCACGGGGCAGCCCAACAUGUCAGCUGAUGCCCUGAUGAGCUACUUUGAGCCGCUUAUGACGUGGCUGGUGAAGGAGAACGAGAAGAAUGGGGAGGUCCUGGGCUGGCCUGAGUACAGCUGGACUCCUUACACAGCCACUCCAGCCCAAGCCAGCCCCAGCCGGACCGAUUUCCUGGGCAUGUCCCUAGCUGGCAAUCAAGUCACAGCAGGCAGCUGGGUUCUGCUUGCCCUGGCACUCAUCUUCCUGAUCACCACCAUCUUCUUGGGCAUCAAGUUCUUCUUAGCCAGGAAAAAGGCCUUCAAAUCCAGCUCAGAAAUGGAACUGAAAUAAGGCAGCCAUCAGCAGGGGAAGCAUGGACAGGGUGCAAGCAUGGGCAUUUGGGCAGGCUGGCAGCGUUGCCAUGGGCAUAUUUGCCAAUGAAGCCAUGGGUUUCCACAGCCCAGGACUCCUCUCUCCAAUCAGGUCAGGCAUUUUUUUCCACUAUGCAAGAGCCAAAGCAGAAAAGAGCUAUUUAUUUGUCAACGUCUGCAUCAGGGGAAGAGAAAUUCAGGCACCGGUAGGCACAGAGCCAUCAUGGGCUGCCCGUGCACCCAGGGCUGGGAGCUGGUCCAGCCUGGGCACCCACCAGCCAUCUCCAACCUGUGGGCAAAGACACAGGGACUUCAAGUGAUAGAGGGCAGUUUGGGGAGGGACGGAGCAUGUUCCCACCCCUGGUUUGCCCACUGCUAGGCUGUUGACUUGCAUGGAUGAAAAAUAAACCUAUGUCUUGUCACCCCCAGAGCA
Molecule: messenger RNA, 4278 nt
Organism: Nipponia nippon (crested ibis)
Lineage: Eukaryota; Metazoa; Chordata; Aves; Pelecaniformes; Threskiornithidae
Source: RefSeq, a predicted model, not a curated record